Molecule: messenger RNA, 1779 nt
Organism: Hansenula anomala
Lineage: Eukaryota; Fungi; Ascomycota; Saccharomycetes; Phaffomycetales; Wickerhamomycetaceae
Exons: 2
Coding region: 1-1779 (592 amino acids)
Biological process (GO): transmembrane transport
Cellular component (GO): membrane
Molecular function (GO): transmembrane transporter activity
Source: RefSeq, a predicted model, not a curated record
AUGUCAUUCAAAUCAGCAACCCUUAAAUGGAUUCCUACAUUAAGACAUGUGGAAGAUUUCCCAGAAGAAAAGGUGAUUGAAGAUGUCAAAUUAUUGGAAUUAUCAAAUCAUAACCAUUCAGACUCUAAAAAUGACAUUGAAGCAUCCACUCUAUCCAUAGACUCUUUAAAUAACAAACAAGACGUUAAAUUAAUUGAAUAUAGAGAUGAAGCUAAUAGACAUUGGUGGAGUUUUUUCAAUGAAUAUGAAUAUAGAAUCAAUUCUUAUGAAGCUAAAAAACAUAAAUGGUGGUAUAUGUUUGACGAAGGAACCACAAAAGCUGAAAAGAAACUGGUUUGGAAAUUAUAUCUUCUUGUUGGAUUUUAUUCUUUUUUAGUUUAUUGGGUUAAAUCUUUAGAUUCGUCAAAUAUUUCAAAUGCUUAUGUUUCAAAUAUGAAGGAAGAUUUGAAUUUUCAAGGUAAUGAUUAUAUCAAUACUGUUACGUGUUUCAAUGUUGCUUCAGUUGUUUUUCAAAUCCCAGCUAUGUAUUUGUUUCCAAGAUUCCCAUUACAUGUUUACCUUCCACUUAUUGAUUUAUUUUGGGGUACAUUCACUUUAGUUUGCUUUAAAGCUACCACAGUUUCUCAGGUACAAGUGUUUAGAUUUUUUGUUGGAAUGGGAGAUAUUCACAUAUCCAAAAAAAUUAUUAUGAUUAUUAUCGUACUGACUUUUGAAAAUUUAGCUUCAUUUUAUCCUUGUGCACAUUAUAUUUUUGGAUCUUGGUUUAAACAUGCAGAACUUUCAACACUAUGUAUUUUAUAUUAUAGUGGUCAAUUUGUUGGUACAACUUCAAGUGGAUUGUUUCAAGCAGCCAUUUUUAGAAACUUAAACGGAGUUGCAGGUCUGGCAGGUUGGAGAUGGAUGUUUUUAAUUGAUGGUUUGAUUUCUUUCCCAUUAGCAAUAAUUGGAUUCUUCUGUGUUCCAGGUACUCCUUAUAAAUGUUAUUCAAUAUGGCUGACAGAUGAUGAAAUUAGAUUAGCAAGAAGAAGACUAAAAUUGGCAAAUAUAACACCACCAUCUGCAAACCCUCCAAAUUUCCUUGACAAGGCUGUAUGGAAGAAAGUUUUAAGUACUUGGAAAGUUUAUGUUUUAACUUUAUUGAGUAUCGGGUGUUGGAACAAUUCAACUACUGCAGGAUCAGGUUAUAUUCUAUGGUUGAAAUCUUUAAAACGUUAUUCCAUCCCAGAGGUUAAUGAUUUAUCAAUUAUUGCUCCGUUGAUUGGUAUGUUAUUGUUGAUUAUAUGUUGUCGAGGUGCCGAUGCAUUUAGAUCAAGAUCAGGUGCAAUUAUUUGCUUUUCAAUUAUAAACUUUAUCUCUACUCUAAUCUUACUGAUUUGGGAUGUCCCCGAGGCUGCCAAAUGGUUUGGGUUUUCUAUUUUAUAUUCUGGUUGGGCUUCAGCUUCAGUUAUUUAUAGUUGGUGUAAUGAUAUAUUAAGAAAAGACCCACAGGAAAGAGCAAUUUCAUUUAUUUUGCUAUAUUCUUUCUCACAAUCAACCUCUAUUUGGGUCACAAAAUUAGCAUGGCCUACAGUUGAUGCUCCAAGAUAUACUGUUGGGUAUGGUGUUACUUUGGGAUUUGUGUUCUUCUUGAUGUUAACAACAUUUAUCACUCUAUACUAUUACAAAAGAGAAGAACGAAAAGCUGCAAGAGAAAACGGUAUUGUGCUGUACAAUUCCAAGACAGGUGAUAUUCCUGAUGAAGUGCAACGCUAUUUGAACUCAAAAGCUGAGAUUAAUUGA